GUUAAGUAUCUGUGGUGACAACAGCAAUUUCCUAAAACUGGCAAGAGAAUGCGACUGUUUAUGAAGUAGGACCCCUUUAGGACCCGACGCUGUGCGCGCUACCAUGGAAACAAGCUACUUAUUCAGAUAGCCUGUCUUAAAUUUGACAUUAUGUUGUCGAAUUGUAUCUAAAUAUAAUGUUUUAGAUCAUAUCAAAGUCACGAUGAUAAGCAAUCACCAUUGUUUGAUUAGUUUUAGUGUUCUGUCUAAAGGGUGUAUUUCAAAGCUGUUUAAUUUCUGCCAGGCAAUACCGUAAGUCUCCCUAUCAAAGUCGUGGCAAGCAAAGGUGAUUAUUAUGGAAGCAGCAAAGGAGCGUUUCAAGUCAAAUUUUGCUAAACAGACAGUCUAAAAGGACACCAUAGUCGUUAACAAAUCGAUGUUCCAUCGCCACUCAAAAAGUAAACUCGCUUCUGUAACAUUAGGUUGUAGACAACGGUUUUCACGUGAACCUGCUUUUCUUUGAGAAUUUGCUGCUUAAGCGAUGUCUCGACUCGUCAAGAAAACUCCAUCUCUGUGUACGGACCUACCACUGGACAACUCUGACAUUUGCAACAAGCUUCAUUUGCUGAGGCAGCUCCUGAGAUCUUGUUUUGGUCCGACAGCUAGAUUAAAACAAGUGCAUAACAACAUCGGAGGGCACGUUGUGACCACCUCAACCUCCUCAGUUCUCCUUCCAGCCAUUUCCUCGUCACAGCCUUUUAUCAAUCUGAUAAAAACCUCCAUUCUCAAUCACGUUUCUCGUUUCAGUGACUGUGGUUUGUUCGCUGCCAUUCUUUGUUUGUCUCUUAUUGAGCAAGCAAAGCAGUCUGGUCUCAGAGGAAAUGUGGCUAUCGGAAUGAACAAGCACUUGCUGGGUCUGUGCACCAAUUACCUUCAACGAGAAGACUGUGGUUGUAAAGUGAAGCUCGACUUCUGCAGCAGCCAGAACUUGAUCACAUUAGCUCGCAGUGUUAUCUCCAGCAAACCAGCAUGUGUGCUAACAGAGCCAGAGGCACUUCACAUCAGCAAGUUGGCUGUACAAGCUUUUUUGCUGACUGUGCCCUGCAACAGCCAGGGUAUAGUCAGUCUUGGCAAAAUAGUGACCGUCUCUGUUGAAGGCCAUGCUGUGCUAAACUCUGCAGUGUUUCCAGGUUUACUGGUGGACAUGCAUGAUGUCUUUUGCCUUAAUAAGGUAGAUCACCUGCAUUCAAGUCCACUGCUUUCCAUGGUGUUGUUCAGUGUAUCUCUUGCCGGGGACCUUUCUGAACUGGGAGACGGGGUAAUCGAGGUGCACCCAGGUGUAGACAUAGACUCGCAGAUACUGGAUCAGCUCCUGGAGCUCGGCAAACAGGUGGUUAGAGAUGAGGUGAAGCUCUUUGUAUGCCAGCAGGUCAUACACCCAGUCCUGCAGCAGUACCUGAGGAGUCAUGGUAUCAUAGUGAUAGAGAGACUGGGAAUCACUCUCAUGGAGCCACUUACUCAGCUGACAGGUGCUCAACCUGUGGCCACAAUGCACACCACAAUCCCAGCCAAGGCCUACGGGAAGGUGAGGGAUCUCAGUAUAAGGCAGUUUGGAUCCAAGACAAUGUUGCAUUUACACCCUCCUGUAGAGUCGGCGAUCUGCUCGAUGAUCCUUUGCCACAGGAACGAGACAAUGUUAAGUGAGCUAAAGGUGGUGUGCCAGAAGACAGAGCAUGUGUUGAGGCUCACCCUCAGGGAACCAUCUGCCUUACUUGGAGGUGGGUGUUCAGAGGCACACUUAGCUGCUUACGUCAGACACAAGAGCAUGAAUGAAAUCACAGAGGCAGUGCCAGCACUAGGGUGCUCACAGACAGAGUAUCUUCUCGGCGUGGAGGGAUUCUGUCGCUCUCUGGAGUCUGUGGCCGCAGCGCUGGAGCACGACGGUGGCAAUGCUUUGAUGGAUCUGACUCAUGCUCACUACUGGACUCACCGUCCAGAUGUCAUGACAGAAAACAUGGAGGAAAGCUUGGGCUUCUGUGGCUGUGGACUGGUGGAAAGUAGCCCAAACCAAAAGUGGACUUAUUUAAACACUAAAUACCCAGAGUUCUCACCUGCAGCUCUGUCUAGAGACGUUGCUGUGCAGCCACAUGUGCUCGACUCCUUCACGGCGAAACUCAAUGCAUUGCAAGUUGCUGUAGAAACCGCUAAUCUUGCACUAGAAGUGCGAUAUCUAAUUCAGGAUUUGAACUAGCAAAAAAGCAAUUUAUCCAGUGUGGAACUCUGAUUUGUUAUGAUCAAAAUGAGGAAUGAAUGCUGUUUUUUAUUUUUCAAAAAUAUCCAGUUUAGACCAGAGAUGUUAGCGUUGCCUUGAGUGAAAAUGUGAUUGAGCCCUGGCGUCAGUCAGUGGGAAUGUCUUGCCUCUGUCGCUGCUGUCUUGUGAUUUACCUCUUUAUUGGGUUGUGGACUUAUUGUCUUACUUGUCAGUAAUAUUACUGACAAAUACCGAUUUAAUAUACUGAUUUCCACUAAUAUUCGGUUACCUCUAUGGUUCUUUGUUUGGUGUUUG
This is a messenger RNA of Cottoperca gobio, 2545 nucleotides long. It is a transcript of the gene mkks, whose product is annotated as MKKS centrosomal shuttling protein. Gene Ontology annotation, biological process: protein folding; chaperone-mediated protein complex assembly; cilium assembly. The record is from RefSeq and is a predicted model, not a curated record. Gene Ontology annotation, molecular function: ATP binding. The transcript has 4 exons. Bases 521 to 2230 code for a protein of 569 amino acids. Gene Ontology annotation, cellular component: kinociliary basal body; nucleus; cytoplasm. Lineage: Eukaryota; Metazoa; Chordata; Actinopteri; Perciformes; Bovichtidae.